AUGUCAACAAUAUCCAAGUCAGAGUCCAUUGACCCAUUGGAUGUACAAGAGACACAAAACGACAGUACUUCCAAUCUGGAAGAACAACAACCACUCCACGACAACAAAGACGCUGGUGAUGGGAAUUCGCCGCGACCAGGUGGUUUUGCUGGAGCAGUAUUGGCGAAAGAGCAAUCAGCCCGUAGAGAGUCCACCAAGCCAAGACAACUGGUUGGCUCAAUCAAGCUUACAUUCCAAGAGCGUUUGAGCGAGUAUAAACACGCAGCGCCGAAAUUCAUAUGGGCUUAUGUCCAAGUGUUUUGCAUCUACGUUGGCUUUUUGAGUCUCUAUUGGGGUACUUUGUACAAGCGACAGGAUAGGUUUCAAAAUGUCGACAUGUUGAUUGUCAAUGAAGAUUCAUCUUUUGCGGUUAAUGGAACCCAGAUACAGCCAUACAUAUCGAACGAGUUCAUUGGCCUCAUACAAGGGCCAGUAUUCAGUCGCUUGGGCAAUUAUAAGGUUGCAAAUACAACCGAGUUUCGUAAUUUGGCGGACUCUCACAACAAUACGCUAUACGAAGAGCUCGUGAGACAAAUACAUCAUCAGAAAUAUUGGCUGGGCUUUUAUAUUAAACCAAAUGCAACACAGCUCAUUUACGAAAGUUUUACGUCAGGUAAUGCAACUUACAUGACGCUGGGGCAGAUUAAUCAAACAGUCACAGCGGUAUACGAGAGCGGGCGCCACUUUUCAGCGUUGAACCAGUAUUUUAUAAGAAACUUGAAUGCUGUUGCAUUUGGUUGGAAUACUCGGCUCAGUAAUGUAGUGUAUCCCGAGAUUAUCCGGUCUUUAUCGCCUACUCAACAACAAAAUCUACUUCAAAACACAUCGAUUCCAGUGUUUACGACAUUUCCUAUUCUCAAUUUUGUUGACAACAGAUCAUCAUCAAAUUCAGCGAUUCUAGGUCCUUCAGAGUUGGGUCUCAUUUACGCGCUAUUGUUUUCCUUCAACCAGUUCAACUUCUCAUUGGAGAUCUACAGAAUAAUGAGGGAGAGACUAAAAUACCGCUCAUACGUGUUUUACCGCGUAAUUGUAUCACAAUUGAAUGCGCUAUUAUUAGCAUUGGUUUACGGGUUGAUGACAAUUGCAUUGAAAAUUCCUACAGAAGCUGCAUUUGGCCAUGCUGGAUUUGUUGUACUCUGGAUGUUUAUGUACCUAUACCUUAGUGCAGUGGGAGUUAUAAAUGAAGUUGUGGUGCUGAUAAUUAUGGCCUUUGAGCAGCAGAUUUUGAUGGCGCCGUGGAUGAUUUUCAACAUUGUCUCCAACAUCUCAGCAACGUUUGCUCCCUUUGUCUUGAUGCCUGGGUUUUACAAGUUUGGGUAUGCCAUGCCAAUGUACAAUAUUUACGAAGCAUUGAAGGUGGUAUUUUUUGACACUUGGAAGGGACAUUUGGGGAGAAACUUGGGGGUGUUGAUCAUUUGGAUAGUUGUGGGUAACGUCUUGUUGGUACUUGUAUCGAACUGGGCAGUCAAACGGGCCAGGAAGAAGCAGGCGUUGAAAUCGUGA
Molecule: messenger RNA, 1542 nt
Organism: Lodderomyces theae
Lineage: Eukaryota; Fungi; Ascomycota; Pichiomycetes; Serinales; Debaryomycetaceae
Gene: SNG4
Product: Sng4p
Exons: 1
Coding region: 1-1542 (513 amino acids)
Cellular component (GO): membrane
Source: RefSeq, a predicted model, not a curated record